Molecule: messenger RNA, 2619 nt
Organism: Exophiala xenobiotica
Lineage: Eukaryota; Fungi; Ascomycota; Eurotiomycetes; Chaetothyriales; Herpotrichiellaceae
Exons: 1
Coding region: 109-1782 (557 amino acids)
Biological process (GO): transmembrane transport
Molecular function (GO): transmembrane transporter activity
Source: RefSeq, a predicted model, not a curated record
GUUCGAUCUUUUCUUGUGGCUUUUGUUUUUCGAAUAUAUACGUCACGAAAGGCUUUUCCUUUCCUCACUGCAAAGGUCGACACUGGAACUGCUCGCCAGACCAGCAAGAUGGAGGCGAUAGAAAGGAUUCUAUCCCGACCGGUCGCAAAGCCAUAUCGGUCUGGGAAACUCGAUCCUUCAGUCAAACCAUACCUCAACGAAAACGGCCACAUCGAUUUCCCGCCUGGUGACCUCGAAAAUCCAAAGGAAUGGUCGGUCCGACGUCGAUGGUUUUGCACCGUGAUAGCCAUCAUGCUCGUCGUCAACGCGACUUUCGCCUCUUCCAGUCCAUCUGGUUGUCUUCGGGGCAUCGCAAGGCAUUUCGAUGUCUCUGAAGAAGCCGCCGGCCUCGUCAUCACUUUGUUUUUGCUCGGAUACUGUGCCGGACCAUUGGUAUUCGCCCCAAUGUCGGAAUUCUACGGUCGGCGAUGGGUGUUUCUGGUGACCUUCACCUGCUACAAUGCUUUCAACUUCCUUUGCGCGUUCGCACCGAACUUUGCAUCUCUACUCAUCGGUCGCCUCUUGACCGGCACGUUUGCCAGCGCGCCUUUGACGAAUGCUCCUGGAGUGCUGGCCGAUCUUUGGGGUCCAGUUGAGCGUGGAAAUGCCCUGGCAGUCUUCUCGAUGAUGACCUUUGUUGGGCCGGCUUUGGGUCCGGUCGUCAGCGGCUUUCUGGAACUCAAGGAAGACUGGAGAUGGAAUUUUUAUGUCUUGCUUUGGUUGGGCGGUUUGACCGAAUUCUUGAUGCUCAUGAUUCCCGAAACCCUGCCGUCGGCGGUGCUGAUCAACAAAGCUCGAAGAAUUCGAGGCACCGGACUCGAGGAGCACGCCACUCUCAAAGCACCCGCUGAGGCGCAGGGCAGGAAUCUCAAAGACAUGUUCCGAAUCGCUCUCGUUCGACCAUGGCAGAUCCUCUUCGACCCUAUCUCUCUCCUGGUGGCGAUCUACCUGUCCGUGGUCUAUCUCCUGCUCUACAUGCUCUUCACCAUCUAUCCCAUUGUCUUCCAGCAAAAGCGAGGUUGGAACUCCGGCGUCGGCGAACUCCCCUUGAUCGGUACUGCCAUCGGAGCUUGCAUUGGUGGUGCCAUCGUCUUCUACACCUCAUCACGUGACAAGAAAAAGAUGCUGGCCGGAGUUGCUCGAACGCCUGAAGAUCGUCUACCUCUUGCUAUGCUUGGUGGGAUCUUGUUUGCCAUCACUAUGUUUUGGUUUGCCUGGUCUGGAGAGUAUAAUAGCGUGCAUUGGAUUGUGCCAACGAUCGCCGGCACGUUUCUGGCCACCGCCAUCAUGUUGAUUUUCGUCGCCUACCUGAACUACCUGACCGACACCUAUCUCAUGUACACCGCGAGCGCCAUGGCGGCAAACACCAUCUGUCGAUCUGCCUGUGGAGCUGCCGCCCCUCUCUUCACCCAGUACAUGUUCAAUGCACUCGGCGUUGGUGGUGGCGGUUCGCUAAUCGGAGGAGUGGCAUGUCUCCUGGCACCGAUCCCGUUCGUCUUCUACAAGUACGGCGAGCGCAUUCGACAAAGAAGCAAGUUCGCGCCGACUCCGCCGCCUAAGGCCAACGACGAAGAGAAACAAGACGGUGGCCACGAUGUCAAUGUACGAGGCUCCCCAAGCUCGAGCACAACCAUCAGCCUCAGCAGCAGCGAGUCGGGCUCUCAGUACGGAGACCACCAUCCCACGAUUGUCGAAAAACCCGAGGAAGAAGUUCCGAAUGUAAUAGCGGAGACUACACGGUAGUUUGCAACGAGAAUUACGCAAUAUGCAAUACGCAAAAACAAAUGCAUCUCAACCUCGAGCAAUACUUUAGGCCUGCGCCUGCAAUAACUAAUACCGCAAACGGCUGAGCCCACACUCGAUUCGACGAUAGUCGACAGCGUCUUUGACCACGGUCAUGGUAUGCUCGAGUGAUGACAUUUCAGCAAUCCAAUGCUAGAAACCCGGCACACGGGUUCUACGAUGCAGCCUUUUCCUUCAGAUCUUCGUACAAGCCAGUCGCAUGUGCAGGUGGCUACGGAGAUGGGCAUGCUUAUGUCCGAUCGAGGGAUGGAGCAUGAGACCAGUCUCAUGCUCGCAUAAACAACCGGCACUUCCGGCUGGGCUUCUCUUGGUCCUACACACCUUCACAAUUGGAAUUACGCGGGUACAAACCUGGCAUUGGCACAAAUAUCUCGUUUGUUCGGUGCAAAGACCUCCAUAGGACGCGGAAUUGAAGCGAGUGGAAUCCGGAUCAGUCCGCGAAACUUACUAAUACUGUCUGAAUCGACAUCUUCCCGUUUCGACGGAGAUAUCGGGAAUCGAGGAUGCGAUGAGGUGGAGCUCUCCAACAAUAGAUGCGCUAGAGAGGUCACGAUCUACGGCUGGAUGGGGCCUCCUACCACUUUGCACGGCUUUAGACAUGUACUCGGGGACUGAAAAAUGAGUAUGAUGUUGAGAUAGGUGAUGUUAUCAAGAGGUUGCUCUAGGCCAAUAAGGCGAUAUGCAGAUUAAGAUCGUCACAAGCAUACACAGGCAGCUACGGUUGCGGAACAUUGCGAAAGCAAUUUAAUAGUUACUUGGAAGUCUCAAUGAAUUGAU